AUGGGGGAUGCUCCAUCGCUCAAAAAGUUGAAAGAAGCUGUUUACGAGGUUGAUGAUGUUGUGGAUGAGUUCCAGCUGAAGGCUGAAAAAUAUGAAGCGGAUAGUGGUUUUCUGUCAAGAUACCUGCACACACAACCAAAAGCAUUUGUAUUUCAAUGCAAGGCAGCCAAAAAUAUAAAGAAAAUUAAGAAGACCUUUGAUGACAUUGUGAAGCAAAUGGCUAUUUUGAAUUCAGUGGAAUUUCAUGUUGAAAAAGUUCUCAAGAAGCUAUUUGACGCUAUUCCUAAUGAGAAGUCUGAAGGCCUUUCUUUGACGAAUAUGGCAAAUAAAAUCUCAGACAAGUUGACCAACAGUAGGUUGUUGCUUGUAUUGGAUGAUGUUUGGAAUGAAGACCAUAAUAAAUGGGGAGAAUUCAUGGUUCUUGUGAAGAAUGGUUCAUCAGAAAGCAAGAUUCUACUCACUACUCGUAGUAGAAAUGUUGCUGACGCAGUUGAAUCUACAGCACUAAUCAAUUUGCCAUCCUUAUCCGAAUAUUACAGCUGGCAAGUAUUUCAGCAAAGCUUCAGAAAUGCUGUGAAAGAUUUGAACUUUGAAUUUCAAGAAGUUGGUAAAGAGAUUGUGAACAAGUGCGGUGGUGUGCCGCUAGCAAUUAAAGUUCUUGCAGGUGUCCUCCGUGUCAAGAAACGAUUAGAACAAUGGCAUGCCAUAAAAGAGAGUAAUUUAUUAAAUGUUGAGGGUAAAGAACGUCAAGUAUCUGCUUGCUUGUGGUUGAGCUAUUUUAACUUGCCAUCUCAUCUAAAGCAGUGUUUCACAAUAUGUUCAAUUUUUCCUAAAGGUCACUUGAUUGAUAAAGACCAAUUGAUUGACCAAUGGAUUGCUCAUGAUAUGAUCCCAGAAUGUGGUGUUAACUACUUGGAAUAUAUUGGCGAUGACUACUUUAGUGAUCUUGUGCAAAUGUACUUUAUACAAUAUGUGAAGGAAGAAGUGGAUGGGAAAGUUAUAUGUAAGAUGCAUGAUUUGGUGCAUGAUCUUGCCAGAUCCAUUUUGGGUGAUGAGAUUUCACUUGUCGUGUCAAGACUGAAAUAUGAAACACUUCCUGAGGUUAUUUCAGAAACUUGGAGUCUGCAAGCUCUUCAUGUAACGUCAAGUGAUAUUGUCAAGUUACCUGAAUCCACUGGAAAUCUGAAGAAGUUGAGAGUGGUCAACUUGUCCUACUGUUUCUGUCUAACAAGUUUGCCAGAUUCUAUUGGCAAUUGUGUCAUGAUUUCUAGCAUAGAACUUUUUGGUUGUAAGAAGGUUGCAACGCUACCCAGCUCUAUCAGCAGAAACAAAAGGCUAAGGGUACUGAGACUAGGUCGUACCAAACUUGAGAGGCUACCAUCAAGUAUCACGGCACUAGAAAACCUGGAGUGUUUGGACCUUCAUUGGUGUUCCAAGUUGAUAGAGUUGCCUGAAGGCAUAGGGAACUUGAAGAAGCUUGUUGUUCUGAACCUGCAAGGAUGUGGAAAGUUACGAGGGAUUCCAAAAGGGAUUGGUCAGAUUACUCGACUUGAAACGCUGGAAUUAUUUGUUAUGGGGGAGGAUGAUGAAAAUUAUGCACAUAUCUCAGAGCUUGAAAACAUUAAUAAGAUUAGCAGGGAACUAACUAUCCAUGGUAUUAGACAUUGUAUGGACCCAGAUGUUGCACACAAGGAAUGUUUGAAGCAGAAGACAAACUUACAGAGCCUGGCACUUAUUUGUGCAAGUGAUGUGGGGUGA
This is a messenger RNA of Miscanthus lutarioriparius, 1758 nucleotides long. NCBI's taxonomy places the organism in Eukaryota, Viridiplantae, Streptophyta, Magnoliopsida, Poales, Poaceae. The record is from the annotation of a GenBank genome assembly.